UUCACUCCGGUCAAUUCGUUCCAUUCAUUCAAUCACGCAUGCGUGGCUGCGGCUCAACGAUCCAUACCAAGAGGCGAAAUACGUGUGCCGCGUUUAUUCAUUCUAGUUGUAGCCGGUGUCCGGGUCUGACAUAUUUUUAAAUCAAAUAUAUUAAAUAAAUCCUUUAAAAAUGGAGUUUGUCGGCAAGAAGUACAAGAUGAUCUCUUCUGAGAACUUCGACGAGUUCAUGAAGGCCAUUGGCGUGGGCCUGAUCACCCGCAAGGCCGCCAACGCCGUGACCCCCACGGUGGAGCUGCGCCAAGAGGGAGAUGGCUACAACCUGGUCACCUCCUCCACCUUCAAGACCACCGAGAUGAAGUUCAAGCCUGGCGAGGAGUUCGACGAGGAGCGCGCUGACGGUGCCAAGGUGAAGUCGGUGUGCACAUUCGAAGGCAACACCCUGAAGCAGGUGCAGAAGGCAGCUGAUGGUCUGGAAGUGACAUACAUCCGUGAGUUCGGACCUGAGGAGAUGAAAGCUGUGAUGACUGCCAAGGACGUCACCUGCACCAGGGUCUACAAGGUUCAAUAAACCCAAGCUUCAUAAGACUGCCGGGCUGGAGCCCUUAUAUUUUUUGUCCUAUUAUUAUGUAGCACAACUAUGGAAAAGUUAAAUUAUGUUUAUUUAGAUAUCUUGUGUAACAACGUAAAAUAUUUCGAAACAUAAGUGUAUCUCAAUAUCUUUGUACGCUCUGUAUUUGCCAAAGUUAGACUUGUUGGCGUCUUCAAUCGUUGUAUAAGUUUUUCUGUGCAUAUUUAAAAUAAAUAUGUUUUUGUA
Manduca sexta (tobacco hornworm) is the source of this 814-nucleotide messenger RNA. RefSeq names its product sodium/calcium exchanger regulatory protein 1 (gene fabp). The transcript is spliced from 4 exons. Gene Ontology annotation, molecular function: fatty acid binding. Gene Ontology annotation, cellular component: cytosol; nucleus. Lineage: Eukaryota; Metazoa; Arthropoda; Insecta; Lepidoptera; Sphingidae. Gene Ontology annotation, biological process: fatty acid transport. The record is from RefSeq and is a predicted model, not a curated record. The coding region runs from base 170 to 568 and encodes 132 amino acids.